ACGAAGGACUACUUGUACGUUAGUGACCCGUGUCUAUAUAUCACACGUGAUAAAAUACAUUUUACAGUUGAUUCAAAUCUUUAUAUCAAGUACUAAGUUAAAUAUCAAUUGUCCAUUAGUUAAUUGAACGGAGUAAAAAGGAUAAACUUUUUUUUAUUUUGCAGUGAUAGUGAAUAAUUCUUGUGUAGUGGAAUUGAAAUAGUAAACAAUAUAUUUUAAAUAUUUGUUGCAAAAAAACAUUUCUCAUAAAUUACAUAGUUGUUUAAAUAUUCGUUUAUAAUAAUUAUCACUCUUAUUAAUGGAUCCAAUUGUACUUGAAAACAACAGUGGGAUUGGUCAGCAGCAAACACAACAGCAACAAUAUGGUGAAGUGAACCAACUUGGUGGUGUAUUUGUAAAUGGUCGGCCUUUGCCAAAUGCCGUAAGACUUCGAAUAGUUGAAUUAGCUCAACUUGGUAUUCGACCUUGCGACAUAUCUCGUCAAUUACGUGUAAGCCAUGGGUGUGUUAGCAAAAUUUUAGCACGUUAUCAUGAGACAGGGAGUAUUUUACCUGGCGCUAUUGGUGGCAGUAAACCGAGAGUUACAACACCCAAAGUAGUACAAUAUAUAAAGCAACUGAAACUCAAAGAUCCAGGCAUAUUUGCGUGGGAAAUUCGAGAUCGACUGUUAUCCGACGGAGUUUGUGACAAAUAUAAUGUACCAUCGGUUUCAAGCAUUUCCAGAAUAUUAAGAAAUAAAGUGGGAACAAGUGGAGCUGCAAUGCAUCAUCAUCCACACCAUCCAGCUCAUCAUCAUCAUCACCAUCAUCACCUUUAUGCCGCUGCAGCAGCUGCAGGUGCCACUCUAUGUCCUGUACCAUAUCCUGCAACAUCGUAUCAUCCACCACCACCAGUUUCACAUCAUCACCAUCAUCACCAGGGUGAUCGUCUAGGUCUGACAUCGUCUGGUAAUAUCAAAUUAUCACCAUCUCCACCAACAACUGCAGGACAUCAAUUAAGUCCAUUGGGAUUGCAAUGGCCAAGUUCGCAUACAGUUCAUGACAUUUUGGCAACAGCUCUACCUACUUCUACUUCAAUCAAUCAAGUGGACAAUCAUCGAUGUGGCAAUAAUAGUCAAGAACAUAAUAAUAAUAAUAAUAACAAUAGUACCAAUAAUAAUAAUACAAAUAGUAAUAAUAAUAACAAUAGUAACACUAGUAAUAAUAGUACUAAUAGUAACGGAUGCAAUAAUAAUAAUAAUAAUAAUAAUAGUAAUAGUAGCAAUAAUAAUAGUAAUGAAACCAGUAAUGAUUAUCAUAAUCAUCACCAUCACCAUCAGCAGUAUUAUGCAUCCGCUUUGUAUCACCACCAUCAUCAUCAUCACCACCAUACAACGCCUGCGUUGUCCAUUCAACCAGUCAUCAUUCAAGCAACAAGUCAGCCCAGUAGCCCAUGCAAUUAACGAUAGUAUUUUUUGUUUAAUUAAUAUGUAUCUUUUUUUUAUUGAAAAAAAGUUGAAAGACCUUUCGCAUUAAUUGAUGCCACAAUAAAAGUUAUACAUUAUUUAAAUGAUGCAUAAGAAACAUCCAUUUACCUCACAUCAUUUCUUCAUUUAAUGAUAAUUAUAAAAGAUAAAUUAAAUGCUAUUUAAUACUUAUCGAAAUAAUUUAAAAUAAUUAUUUUACUUAAUGUAAUGAUCAAUAAGUAAUUUGACAGAGUAUACUCCAAUAUAUUUGUAGCUUUUUAGAAAUCAGUUAAUUUAUUGAAAAAAUUAAUCAAAGGAUCAUUUAAAAGUUUAAAAAUGGAUAUGUCAAUCAAAACCUGAAACUUUAAAUUUUUUUUUUACAAAUGAAUUAUUUUGAAAAAGUAUGGAUCAAAUUUUUUUCUUGACAUUUAUGAAUUUUCUGAGAAUAAGGGUCACACGUGGUAUUACUCAGACACUAUUCUGUAUGUCACGACGAUAGUUAAUGCAAUUUUGGUUAGUAUGUUUAAUUGAAAACGUAAGUUUUCUAAUUUUAUUCUUAUUUAUUUUUCGAAAACCUACCUAUCGUAAAAACAAAGAUACUACAAAACCACAAGAGCGACGAUAACUUUUAUUACGUAAUAUACAGGCUCAAUCGUAAGUAGUGAAAUGAUAUGAUUGAAUAAUGAAAAAGGGAUAAUCAAUAAAAGAAAAAUAAUAAUUGGAUUGUUUGAUAAUUAAAUGAUAUGGCAUAGUGUGUGUGUGUUGAAGCGUGCGAUAUAACUCUUGCGGCGCAAGUGUAAAGUAAGAAACGAAUUACAUUCGUUAUGGCCUCGAUCUGUCGAUCGAUCGUUUUACAAUCAUUCAUUUUAUACUCAAAUGCUAUUGUACAUUUCUUUCA
Chelonus insularis is the source of this 2342-nucleotide messenger RNA. RefSeq names its product paired box protein Pax-1-like. Bases 299 to 1441 code for a protein of 380 amino acids. Gene Ontology annotation, biological process: regulation of transcription by RNA polymerase II; anatomical structure development. Lineage: Eukaryota; Metazoa; Arthropoda; Insecta; Hymenoptera; Braconidae. Gene Ontology annotation, molecular function: DNA-binding transcription factor activity, RNA polymerase II-specific; RNA polymerase II cis-regulatory region sequence-specific DNA binding. The transcript is spliced from 3 exons. The record is from RefSeq and is a predicted model, not a curated record.